CCCACUACAAAUCCCCAUCUCACCUCUCUCACUCUCUCACCUCAACCAUUUCCAACCCAAGCAGAGCAGCCACUGUGCUUGAAAGCCAAAAGCUUUAGCGACUUUAAGCGCAAUGGCUCUUACCACCGUGGCUGAGAAAUGCGAAGCUCCGAUCACUCGCGCGGCGGCGAAGCGGAGAGCUCAGUCCGUUUUGGUCGAGGACAAGCAAUGGGCCACCAAGAAAAGGGCCGUGCUUGGAGAGCUUACCAGAUUGACAAACGCCGUCGAUAACGUCAUUGAUUUGGGCAACAACAUUCGUGGGGUUGCGCCGCCGCAGAAACCCAAAUUGGAAACCAAGAAGAAGGCUGUGAAGGCGGCGCGUGACGAUGAGGACCCUCAGCUUUGUGGGGCCUAUGCUGCUGACAUUUAUGCCUAUCUCCGCCGUAUGGAGGUGGAACCGAAGAGAAGGCCAUUGCCUGAUUACAUGGAGAAGAUUCAGAAGGAUUCUAUCAAUGCAAAUAUGAGAGGUGUUCUUGUGGAUUGGUUAGUGGAGGUUGCAGAUGAAUAUGAGCUCCUUCCGGAGACUCUUCAUCUGGCUGUGUCUUAUGUUGAUAAGUAUCUCUCCAUGAAUGUGGUGUUAAGGAGUGAGCUUCAGCUAGUCGGAGUGGCCUCGAUCUUCAUUGCCUCGAAGUAUGAAGAGAUUGAUCCUCCAAAUGUGGAUGAGCUUUCUGACAUUACUGAAAAUACAUUCACUAAACAACAGGUGAUCAAGAUGGAGGCUGAUAUACUACUAUCUCUGAAAUUUGAAAUGGGAAAUCCCAAUGUUCGUACAUUCUUGAGAAAAUUCAUUGAUAUUGCCCAAGAGAGUUACUACAAAAAUCCUAAUUUGCAGUUCGAGUCUUUGAUUUACUACCUCACAGAUCUAAGUUUGGUGGAUUACAAACUUGUGAAGUUCUUGCCUUCUAUUAUAGCAGCAUCGGCUGUAUUUCUAGCGAGAGUUAUUAUUACUAGAUCAAAAAUGAAUCCUUGGUGUCCAGCACUGCAAGAAUAUACUGGUUAUAAGGCAGUGGAUUUGAGAGAAUGUGUUCUUAUCAUUCACGACUUGUACUUGGGUAGACGUGGCGGAUCUUUGGUAGCUGUACGAGAUAAAUACAAACAAAUUAAGUUAAAAUGUGUGGCAAAAAUGCAUUGCCCUUCACAGUUACCACAUUCCUUGUUUUGAAGCUGUGAAAACAUGAAAGAUUGGAAGAAAGAUUUUUGUGGCAAGGGUUUGUCCAAUAUUAUUGGAAGAUCUGGCUUUAGAGUAUGCAAAAUGUCAAGCUGCCUAACUGUGAAGGCUGGUAAAGUGACCAAAGCUGUUGGUGGGGAUGGGGAUAAUGAACUUCAAUCUGCCUUCAGACCAUCUUGAAGGGUUCCACAAUUCCACGAAACUUCUGCCAGCUUAGCACCAGAUUGACCUUCUGUAUUUUGAGCUGCUCCUAUACAUUUCCUUUAGCUAACUCUGAUUUAUAUGUGAAUUUCUGGGUAUGGUUCAGUAGUGGAACAAGUGAGCCUAUGCAAACAAAAACAGUCAGUGGCACCCAUUACACGCCAUCUCCCAUUGACAAAAGCUGCGGACAAUAAUGCUCUUAAGUUAUAGUUAUUAUUAGCUUUACUGUGAUUUUGUAGACUGUUUCAUAGGUAUGGGUGACUGGGUGUAUUCAUGCAGUGAACUCACAUGCAGAGAGCUGAAUGCAAAUUUGCAAGUUAUCUCUA
This is a messenger RNA of Rosa rugosa (rugosa rose), 1734 nucleotides long. RefSeq names its product cyclin-A3-2-like. Gene Ontology annotation, biological process: mitotic cell cycle phase transition; regulation of cyclin-dependent protein serine/threonine kinase activity. The coding region runs from base 113 to 1201 and encodes 362 amino acids. The record is from RefSeq and is a predicted model, not a curated record. The transcript has 8 exons. Gene Ontology annotation, molecular function: cyclin-dependent protein serine/threonine kinase regulator activity. Lineage: Eukaryota; Viridiplantae; Streptophyta; Magnoliopsida; Rosales; Rosaceae. Gene Ontology annotation, cellular component: cytoplasm; nucleus; cyclin-dependent protein kinase holoenzyme complex.